GUGGGUAGCGGUGCCGGUACUCUUUGAAUAGGCGGCGCGUGAUCUUGUCUUCCUUUCUUUCUCUCGUUUUGCCGCUAUGUCGCUUCGCAGCAGCUUCGGCCGGCUCCUCAGGCAGCGGGCGGGAUCCACGUUGAGGGUCCAGAAGAGACCGGCGCACUCGGUGGCCCUGAUUGGAGCCCCUUUCUCCCGGGGCCAGAAAAAAAGCGGCGUGGACCAUGGCCCUGCUGCCAUCAGGGACGCCGGGCUGGUGGGCAAGCUCUCCCGAAUGGGUUGCCAGGUAUAUGAUCUGGGAGACUUAAAUUUCACACAGGUCCCCAAUGAUGAGCUCUACAACAACCUAGUGAAAUAUCCACGCUCUGUAGGAUUAGCUAGCCAAGUUCUAGCUGACACUGUGAAUGGAGCCGUGGCUGCUGGUCAUAGCUGUGUAACCAUCGGAGGUGAUCACAGUUUAGCACUUGGUUCCAUUAGUGGCCACACAAGGCAGUACCCUCACCUCUGUGUAAUCUGGGUCGAUGCACAUGCGGAUGUUAAUACUCCACUCACCUCGAAUUCAGGGAAUCUCCAUGGACAGCCAGUUUCGUUUCUUUUAAGGGAGCUUCAAGAUAAGGUGCCACAGCUUCCUGGCUUCUCUUGGCUAAAACCCUGUCUUUCACGAUCAGAUAUUGUAUAUAUUGGCUUAAGAGAUGUCGAUCCUGCUGAACACUAUAUUCUGAAGAACUAUGGCCUCCAGUAUUUUUCAAUGAGAGAUAUUGAUCGCUUGGGGAUCCAGAAAGUGAUGGAAAGAACCUUUGACCAUCUUUUGAACAGAGGACAAAGACCUAUCCAUCUCAGCUUCGACAUUGAUGCCUUUGAUCCAUCAUUGGCUCCGUCAACCGGGACUCCUGUCUUGGGUGGCUUAACAUAUCGUGAAGGAAUGUACAUUUCAGAGGAAAUACACAACACAGGCCUGCUUUCAGCUGUGGACCUUGUAGAAGUAAAUCCGUUGCUUGGAACAUCCCAGGAAGACGUGGCUGCCACAGCUAACCUUGCAGUGGAAGUGAUUGCCACAUGCUUUGGCCAAACAAGAGAAGGGGCACACAUUGUUUUCGAUGGCCUCCCCACUCCUAGUUCCCCGGAUGAAUCUGACAGUGAAGAGCAAGUGCGGAUUUGAGAUGCUGGAGGCCAGCAGAUGCUUUGCAACGGGGAUUAUGUUACAUUCUAGUGAUCUAUUGAAAUGGACGGGCAAAGAACAGACUGUAUUACGCUCUGAAGUGUUCACCAAUUUGCAGAGACUAGUUCUUUUUCCCCAUUGUGUGACCAAAGAGCUGUGUUACAAGUUAGACAUGUCAUUUUAGACAAAUGUUUAUUACUUUGUAAUUACACAAUUUUAUGUCAGU
Messenger RNA from Anolis sagrei ordinatus, 1376 nucleotides. It is a transcript of the gene ARG2, whose product is annotated as arginase 2. NCBI's taxonomy places the organism in Eukaryota, Metazoa, Chordata, Lepidosauria, Squamata, Anolidae. Gene Ontology annotation, cellular component: cytoplasm; mitochondrion. Gene Ontology annotation, molecular function: manganese ion binding; arginase activity. The record is from RefSeq and is a predicted model, not a curated record.